Molecule: messenger RNA, 339 nt
Organism: Staurois parvus
Lineage: Eukaryota; Metazoa; Chordata; Amphibia; Anura; Ranidae
Source: the annotation of a GenBank genome assembly
UGAUUUUGCAUUUCGGGGAGGAUGGCUGCAUUCUUUACAGUGCAGCUCUCCUCCCUGUCAGUUUGGGCACACUGAUCCGGAUGGAUGAGCUCAGCCUUCUGGAUCAGUGUGCUUACAGUGAAGCACACAACCCCCCCCCCUAGUGAAACACUCUUCUCACACAGUUAACCCUUUGAUUGCCUUCUAAUGUUAACCCCUUCCUCCCCAGUGUCAUUAGUACAGUGUCAAUGUUUUUUUUUUUAUUUUUGCACCGAUCACUGUAUUGGUAUCACUGGGGAUGUCAGUGGCCCCAAGUCAGUUCCCCCCAGUGUCAGAAUGACCGCCACAGUCCCGCCAUAA